Miscanthus lutarioriparius is the source of this 1503-nucleotide messenger RNA. The record is from the annotation of a GenBank genome assembly. NCBI's taxonomy places the organism in Eukaryota, Viridiplantae, Streptophyta, Magnoliopsida, Poales, Poaceae.
AUGGCCCAUGCUGCCAGCUGGCUCAUCGUCUUCUCCGUUACGCCCUCUGCGGCUCUGCCCCUCUCCAAACCUUUCAAUCUCCCCGCCCAAAUUGCCCGCGCCCUCCCCAAAACUCCAUUCCCCGACCUUUCGCCGAGCUUCUCCAAUGCCCCGGCGGUGGAUGUCUGCGCCACCGCGGCUCGCCGCGGCUGGAGAAAGAGAGGCCCGCUCCAGCGCCCGCGCAGGCGGCGCCGUGGGGCGUGGGGGUGGACCCAGGUGGCGGCGGCGUGGGGGGGCGGUGUCCGCGCGGGCGAGGGGUGCUCACGACAGGCGGACGAGUCCAAGGCCGUGGGGGACCGAUUCAUCGAAUCCUUCACCAGGAGGCAGCGGGAGAAGGAGAGGGCUGCAGCGGAGGUGGCACUGGCACCGGCUGGUGGCCGGGGGCACCCUGCAGCUCGUGCUGGCAAGGGGUGCUCGGGUCGGGGUCGGGGCAAGCGUGCUGGCAAUGGAUGCUCCCGUCGGCCCAAUGUGGAGGUUGAGUAUGAUCCCUGCGCCGUCGCCCUGGACCACGAGGCUGUGAAGACAUGGAUCUAUCCAACUAAUGUAGAAGUCCGAGAGUACCAGAAGUAUAUGGUUGCAAAGGCUCUGUUUACGUUAAUAGCUUUGCCAACUGGACUUGGCAAAACUUUUAUUGCUGCGGUAGUGAUGUACAACUACUUUCGAUGGUUUCCUGAAGGGAAAAUCAUAUUUACUUGCCCUUCACGUCCUUUUGUUACUCAGCAAAUUGAGGCAUGUUACAAUACAGAGUGGAUAAUAGAUAUGAAAGGAGGUCUUUGCCCUUCCACUCGAUCAGUUCACUGGAAGUCAAAGCGAGUGUUCUUUGUCACUCCACAAGUUCUUCAGAAUGAUAUACAAUCUGGUAUAUGCAUGGUACAGCAAAUAGUUUGCUUAGUGAUAGAUGAGGCUCAUAAAGCAUCAGGAAAUUAUGCUUACUGCAUGGUUAUCCGAGAGUUGCUGGCAUCUCGUGUGCCUUUAAGGAUUUUAGCUCUAACUGCUACACCAGGAUCCAAGCAGUCAAAGAUCCAAAGUGUUAUAGACAAUUUAAGCAUUUCGGAGCUAAUUUAUUGUGAUGAAGAGGAUUCUAGAGUGAACCAGUAUGUUAACACACGCAAAGUUGAAGUUGUGCAGGUCCCUUCUGGCAGUGAUGCUACUCAAGUUGCUGAUAUGCUUUUGGAUAUUGUGCGCCCACAUCUUAAUCGAUUGCAUGAUGCUGGUGUGAUUGACCAUCGGGAUUAUGCAAAUUGGACCCAAUAUGAACUGCUGAAAUUUAAGGAUAAAUUCAAGGAAGCACCCCCACCAAAUAUCCAUGAAAUUGAGAGAGGGGAAACUGAAAGGUCUUUUGUAAUUCUUGGCCCACUUUGUCACACAAGGAGGUUGCCUUUGAGCCAUGGAACCCAAUUUGCACAUGGGUAUCUUGACAAGAAGUUGAAGGGAGGGUACUGUCUUCACACUUUUGCUACAUAA